AUGUCUGACAUUGAAAACAAGGUACGCGGAAUGGCGAUAAAGCCUGACGCAGUCGAGCAGGAACGAAAUUUUGCUAUUGAAGAUCGAGAAGAAGCUACAGGCGAGACCGAGCCUCACGAUUCUAUCAAGCAUGCUGGAUUGAGUGUACGGCCCGCUUCAGAACUUCCAGCUUCGUCCGGACCUUUAUUCAGCCCUGCAGAUCCUCUCUAUGCUCUCGAUUCCCAGCACUUGUCCUCAACUGGACGAUUGACGAUACGACAGAAAGCCGAGCACCACCGCCUUUUCGUGGAGGGCAGUCGACCUCUAAAGCGGAAGGCUCUGCACGACUAUCGAGACGCUGUAGAGCAGCCGCAGAAUGGUAUAAAGGAACUUGGCGAUAAGUGUCUGACUUGCAUCAAGAACAACAGAGCUUGUACCGGCACUGUGCUCAAGAAACGUGUGGCUAGAAACAAAACCACGUAUCGUUGUGAGACCUGCAUGCCGCAGGGAAGUGCACACUGCGGUAGGGCUUGCUACUGGAAAGACGCCAAGAAUAACGUCUUCACCUACGAAGAUGCCCAGGUCUUCCAUAAAGGUAUACGAAACCCGAAGAAUUCGCGACUUGGUCGGCAAGCUCGUGCUCUCGCCAAAAAGGGUCACCGGUCGUCACCCCAACUAACUUACGCGAUCGCCCUGCCAGUACCCACCGAUCGUGGACCGCAAGCUGUACCUCAGCCUGAAUGUCACGACUUGAAGGGCAAGCCUGGGUUGGCAUGUGAGGAAGCACAAGAAAGAGAUGAUCGAACCACCACAGACGAGGACGACGACAACGACGAGGACGACGAUGAAGAUGACGAUAGCAGUACAAUGCAACGACCAGAAACGACGUCCGAGCUCGUGGUCGACCAGAUAUUUCGAGAAAUCGAAUCAGAAGCACGAAAGAAGUCCAACUACAUUCGAACGCCAUCAGAAGCUGACAUCUAUUUCAAGAUGACUCAGCUGCUGUUUGCAAAGAAGAGUUCCAUGCCUCGAAGUAUUUAUGGAGCGGUUUGGCAGAAAUUACAGCUCGUUCAUGUCCAAUUUGUUCAUGGUGAGGUCGACGAUACCAACACCCGAUAA
Messenger RNA from Lithohypha guttulata, 1098 nucleotides. RefSeq lists its product as uncharacterized. Lineage: Eukaryota; Fungi; Ascomycota; Eurotiomycetes; Chaetothyriales; Trichomeriaceae. The record is from RefSeq and is a predicted model, not a curated record. Bases 1 to 1098 code for a protein of 365 amino acids. The transcript has 2 exons.